Molecule: messenger RNA, 1815 nt
Organism: Dermacentor andersoni
Lineage: Eukaryota; Metazoa; Arthropoda; Arachnida; Ixodida; Ixodidae
Product: endothelin-converting enzyme 1-like
Biological process (GO): protein processing
Cellular component (GO): plasma membrane
Molecular function (GO): metalloendopeptidase activity
Source: RefSeq, a predicted model, not a curated record
AUGGAUGACGUACGGAAAUCUUGGUUCCCGCUGUUCGAAAACAUUCUUAGAGAAGGCGCCAAGAUAAUUCGGGUUGGCCAGAAGCCGCUAAUCAUGUACGCAACAUGCAUGGGCGACGAUAAACUAUACGGCUCGAACGUGGAUGUCUUCUGGAAGUUCCUAAAGGAGUGUAGACUGUCGUGGCCCGAAGAGCCACAGUCAAGUGACACCAGCGCCCUCGAUGUACUGAUAACACUCGCAUUCAAGUGGCAGGUUUCGCUCUUCUUUCAGUUAAGACUACUGCGCUUGGGACCCACACUGAAUUGGCGUUUGACUUUAGAUCCAGGCCCACUUAUACCGCUAAUGUAUCAGCAUCAUCUCACGGUAAAAAAUACCGGCGGAUACGCCAAGUACUGGGCUGCGUUCUUCUACAUCCUCAAGGGAAGCUAUGACAAGGACGCGAAGAUAAACCAGACGCUCAUAGAGACAACCAUAGCAUUGGAAGGGGACGUAUUUAGAAGACUCCUAUUGGCCAUGCGUCCACCUGUAGUCCACCCAGUACUGGUGCCAAUCGCCAAGAUUGGACUCUACACUCCGCCUCUGGACUCGAAGCAGUGGCUACGGGCAUUAAAGCAAUUAGAGCUUCAGCCUGAGAUGGAAUCGAACGACCAGGUUCUCAUAGCCGACAAAAACUUCUUCCAGACCAUGGCGGCCGUUCUGGCCUCGUAUACUGACACCAAGCUGCUGUCCCUGAUUGCGUGGUCUUGCGUGCAACUGUUGGCCCCGGCAGUAGAUUUGCAGCUGCUGAAGAACCGGUACGACCAAGGCGUCAUACUUUACCGGCCAUACUUCUGCGAACGUUUUGUCGAGACCGCCUACCGGCUCCUGGUGAUUUCCCUCACCUCUGUGUCGCGCUUCUCAAGACAGCAGCGCGCCGUCAUCUCUGCAUACUUCGACAACCUGGUUACAACCGCCAGUGGUUUGGUCAGCGCGACAGACUGGCUGGAUGCCGACAACCGACAGCUUGCCGCCAUGAAGCUGUCUUUGACACGCCUGCAGCUGUGGCCCCCCGAGAAUUUCCUAAAGAACGAGGCACUCGAUCGCAUGUACGCGGCUUUUCCCAGCGCCCAAUUGCCAUUUGCAGAAUAUUGGAUCCAAUCGAGUCGGCGUGCCGCUGAUAUGUACCGUACGAGUACCAGUAUUGACGGCUUGAGCUACGCGGUCAACUACGCGCUGCCGUACCUGGUAUACGAUGCUGCCAGUGGCGCAGUGAAGGUAGCUGUGGGUGCCCUUACUCCGCCCCUGUACUACUCUGACGGGACCAAAGCUAUGUUCUAUGGAGGACUUGGAUUCUCCAUGGCUGUCAAUCUCGUCGCAUCCGUCGACAGACAGGGACUGCGGUGGCAUCCAAACGGCUCGUUCGGCAACUCCUUUUUGUCCAGCGCCGCUUCUCGAGCCUUCGAAGACCGGGACGGCUGCCUGGCGACUGCAGAGGAGGCGCCCGUAGGUGACUCCCCCACUUAUCCGACCCGACCCGGCUCCAGGACCAGCGUCUUUCCCGAGAUUCCCGCGCUCGAAGUGGCCUACGCAGCGUACAGGCGUUCCAUCAGCGAAAGCGACGACGACAGUCCACAGGGUAUUUCCCGGAAUCUCUCGGGCGAUCAGGUGUUCUUCAUGACUUUGUGCUACAUGACGUGCAGCCUUCCCAGAGCCAUGGGUCCACACACGGUCGACUGCAACAAGGCUGUCAGCAAUUCGGAGGCAUUCGCGCGGGCUUUUCAGUGCCCGUACGGAUCAAAGAUGAAUCCGAAGAAGAAGUUCACAUUCUUCUCCUGA